AUGGCUUGGUACGGCUCCAUAGUGCCGUUUUGUACAUUGGCUCUCAUCUUGACUGUUCUCUCACAGAACUACAGAAUAUCCGCAGAGGAAGUGGAUCUUACAGUAAAUUCAGCGCACGUCAGACACAAGAGGAGCAUCAGAGGUCCACCCGGGAGUCCAGGAGAAAGGGGUGAACCUGGCGAUGAUGGUGCUCACGGUAUUCCUGGCCCACCUGGUGCUCCGGGACCAACCGUUAAGAGUCCCAAUGAAAUGCUUCUCAGUUUUACCGCAAAUGCAGAUAAAGCUGGAGGGCAGCAGUUGAAUCUUCAGUACGUCAAAGCCCAAGUGGGUCCCAUCGGUCCUAGAGGGCAGAAAGGCGCUCAAGGUGUUGCGGGUUAUCAAGGCCCUGAUGGACAUAAAGGGGAACGAGGAGAACCUGGACCAUUGGGCAGCAUAGGUACACGCGGUUACACUGGUACUGUUGGCCCAAAAGGAAGACAGGGUGAUCCUGGUUUGGAUGGAUACCCGGGACCCGAAGGUCUCAGAGGACCAGCUGGCAUACCAGGACCGUCGGGAAUUCCAGGACCUAGCGGAAUAAAAGGUUUCAAGGGAUUUCCUGGUCCCGUUGGAGAGAAAGGAGAACUCGGACGUACCGGAGAUAAAGGACCAGAUGGGCCUCCCGGACCUGCUGGAGAGCCUGGUGAUCUCGGACCUCGCGGUCCUCCCGGAGAAAGGGGACCUGAUGGAAAGCCAGGACCACAGGGCAUCAGAGGAGUGGACGGAACUCCAGGCCCAGCUGGUGAAACAGGAAAUCCUGGUCCACCUGGACAAAUUGGUAUUCCCGGUUUACCUGGGCCGAAGGGAGAUCCCGGAAGUGGUGGUCCAAAAGGAGCUAUUGGUCUACGAGGACCACGUGGUCCGAAUGGCCCAACUGGUCCCAAUGGAGAGACUGGACCUGCUGGUGAUCUAGGACCACCUGGAUCUCCAGGUGCUGUUGGUCAUAGAGGAUUUCCUGGAGCUCCAGGAAUUACAGGACCUCUAGGAUCAAAAGGAGAUGCGGGUCCAAUCGGAUCUCAAGGUAGACAAGGAGAAACAGGAGGAAAAGGAGUGCCUGGAAUUUUGGGAGAACGCGGAGAAGUUGGAUUACCAGGAGAAGCUGGAAAAAGGGGUCCAAGAGGAGCUGCUGGUAUUGACGGUCCAUCUGGACCACGAGGAGAAAGAGGGCUUUCUGGGGAAAGAGGACUUCCAGGACCAGAUGGAGCCAGCGGGCCUCAAGGUGAAGCUGGAGAACGAGGUCCCACUGGAGAACCAGGAAACAAAGGACCAACUGGUGAUGUAGGAAAACCGGGGCCCGCUGGACCUGCUGGUGCUAGAGGUUCUCCUGGCAGAGCUGGAUUGCCUGGCCCUGAAGGGCCUGCUGGCCAACCGGGUCCGAAUGGACAAGAUGGGAAAGAAGGAGAACAAGGUCUUCAGGGAGCUCCUGGAUUGGCUGGCAUUCAAGGAGCUCCAGGUCAACCAGGUUUAUCAGGUGAACCUGGAAGAGAUGGAAAUCAAGGUCAGCCAGGAGCUCCUGGAUCACCAGGUGACAGAGGAAAAGACGGCGUACCUGGCGCUCAAGGAGCACCUGGACCAGCGGGUCCCCCUGGAGAAAGAGGGCCUGUUGGCGAUAAAGGACCACAAGGUUUUCCGGGAAAACCAGGUGAGUCUGGUGCUGCAGGAGAUCAAGGAAAGCCAGGAGAGGCUGGACCUGUUGGACCCGCUGGACCUACCGGACCUGCUGGACCAGCCGGUGAAAGAGGAGGACCAGGAGAGCGAGGUCAGACUGGACCCCGCGGACCAACGGGAGAAAAAGGUCCAAAUGGUGUUCUUGGUGUAGUCGGAGCCCCGGGUCCAGCCGGAGAAAGAGGUGAAAUUGGACAACCUGGACCUCCUGGACCAAUUGGUCUGAACGGAGACAGAGGAACGAUGGGAUUUAUCGGACCAAAAGGAGACAGCGGAGACGUUGGUCCUCGAGGUAGACAGGGACCACAAGGAAGAGCUGGAGACAUAGGAGCUCGCGGACCACCAGGGCCUAUUGGACCUCCCGGAGCCUCGGGACCAAAAGGAGAGAGAGGCGAGGCUGGAUUAAAAGGUGCCACUGGAUCGCAAGGUAGCACCGGCGAAAGAGGACCUGCUGGACCAACUGGUUCACCGGGACAGCCUGGUCUUCCUGGAGGUUCAGGAUUACCUGGUGCUAAAGGAGAAUUAGGCUUUCCGGGAGAUAGAGGUUUGCCCGGACCUGCUGGGCCACAAGGAGAAAAGGGACCAAUGGGAGCUACCGGGAAAGAUGGUGUUCAAGGAAGACAAGGACCAAGAGGAGAUUCUGGAUCUCAAGGUGAAGCUGGUUUGCCCGGGCCACCUGGACCUGUUGGCCCUCUCGGCAAUCAAGGAAACCAGGGACCAUCUGGAAGUCCUGGACCAAUGGGAAAAGAAGGCAUUAAGGGCUUGAGAGGAAAGCAGGGAGCUCCUGGAAGACAAGGAGAUGAAGGUAAUCCUGGUGAACCUGGAAGAGAUGGAAACAAAGGGGAUCGAGGAGACGACGGAGCUACAGGACCUGUAGGACCAAGAGGAGCAGCUGGUCAGCCGGGUGAAAGAGGUCAAGUUGGAGACUCUGGAGAAAGAGGAGAACCCGGACCCCCUGGAGCCGCUGGAGAGCCUGGUGAGAUGGGAGCUCCAGGGGAAGACGGCCCCAAAGGAACCAGAGGUCCUCCAGGUCCCGUUGGGCCGAUCGGAGAGCCAGGGCCUCCAGGUCCCACCGGUAUCGAAGGAGCUGCGGGUAAAGAAGGCAUUGCUGGAGUGAUGGGUCGUCCAGGUGAUAAAGGGCCUCCAGGGUCUACUGGUCUGCCAGGAUCUGUUGGACUGCCUGGUCUUCAAGGAGCACAAGGCAAAGUUGGUGAUACUGGACCAGCUGGAGAGCCCGGAUCCAAAGGUCAAUUAGGACCCAAAGGUUCUCCUGGACUAGUUGGGCCACCGGGUGUUCCUGGAGUAGUCGGUGGAACAGGCCCAUCUGGUGCCACAGGAGACAAAGGAAGAAAGUUAAUCAAAAUACAAUCUUCAAGUUUAUAUGAGUUUUCAAUUUCAUCACUAGCUUGCACGGAUGGGCAGGGUGAGAAAGGUAAUCCCGGAUUGCCAGGCAUUCAAGGAGUUCCAGGCGCACAGGGAGAGCCAGGAGAUGAUGGUCAUUCCGGGGCACCUGGACCACUUGGACCUCGAGGUGAUGUCGGAGUUCAAGGAAUCACUGGAGUUGUUGGUCCCGAUGGACCCACUGGAUUCAAAGGACAGCCUGGUCCACCAGGCCCACCUGGACCCCCUGGACUACCUGGCGUUCCAGGAUCGCGUAGAGGAACUCCUAACAUUCACUACGCCGAGUUUUUCACUAGAACGAAACCCAUUCCUGACAAUUUAUUUUUUGAUGAUCCGAAAAUUGUCUCCGCCAGUAUGGAUAAAGAUAUGUUGAGUGGAAGACAUGCAUUUGAAGAAUUAGAUAAAAUUCGCGAUACUCUCAGCAGUUUGAAACAUCCAAAGGGAACCAAACAGUCUCCGGCAAGAAGUUGCAAGGAUCUUUUCCAAUCUCACCCAGAACUUGCGAGUGGAUUAUAUUGGAUUGAUCCAAAUGGUGGCAGCAGCCUAGAUUCAGUUCAAGUUUAUUGUGAUAUGAAAACUAGAAGAACUUGCAUCAAUUCAAGGCUUGCUGAAAUCGAAAAGAAGAAAUGGCAUACAGGAGAAACAAAGAGAAUGUGGUUCGGUGAAGACCUCCGAGAAGGUGCACAGUUUGAAUACAACAUGAAUGUGGUGCAGCUUACCUUCCUGCAACUGCACAGCUCAUCAGCUUACCAAAACAUUACUUACCACUGCAAAAACUCAGCCGUUUACUACGACAAAAAAAUAAACAAAUAUGACAACGCGGCAAUCUUCAAAUCAUUCAACGAUAUUGAUCUUGUUCCUCUGAAGCCAGUUAAAUUCCGAUAUUCAGUAACGUCUGAUGAAUGCCAACAUCGUAAAGAAGAGUGGGGUUCAACCGUCUUUGAAUUCAAAACUAACAAGCCAAAAAGACUGCCUAUUAAAGACGUUAAUCUGGCAGACAUUGGAGACAAUCAGGCCUUUGGUUUUACGCUUGGACCCGUCUGCUUUUCAUAA
Messenger RNA from Helobdella robusta, 4155 nucleotides. RefSeq lists its product as hypothetical. Lineage: Eukaryota; Metazoa; Annelida; Clitellata; Rhynchobdellida; Glossiphoniidae. The record is from RefSeq and is a predicted model, not a curated record. Gene Ontology annotation, molecular function: extracellular matrix structural constituent. Bases 1 to 4155 code for a protein of 1384 amino acids. The transcript is spliced from 51 exons.